Messenger RNA from Osmerus eperlanus (European smelt), 1233 nucleotides. RefSeq names its product yrdC N(6)-threonylcarbamoyltransferase domain containing (gene yrdc). Bases 163 to 969 code for a protein of 268 amino acids. The record is from RefSeq and is a predicted model, not a curated record. Gene Ontology annotation, cellular component: cytoplasm. Gene Ontology annotation, molecular function: double-stranded RNA binding; nucleotidyltransferase activity; tRNA binding. The transcript has 7 exons. Gene Ontology annotation, biological process: regulation of translational fidelity. Lineage: Eukaryota; Metazoa; Chordata; Actinopteri; Osmeriformes; Osmeridae.
GUAUACAAAUGGAAAAUCGAAAUAUCGCUAUGUCUGUGCUGUCACCUUUAAGAAACUGGGGGUCAUGCUUUGAAGGCGUUACCGGAAGACUGUCAUUUGCUGCGAAUAGCGAGUGUUUCAUCAGGCAAUACUAGCAUGCUGUAGAAACCUGAUACAGUUCCCAUGCAGAGUACAUGUAAUGUUAUUAAUGCCUUCGUGAAAUCAAGAAGUGCGUAUCACAAUGCCCCUUUAACAAAAAAAAUGUGCAAAGAGCUGAAGACUAAAGUGUUACGUUUGUUACCGCCGACAGUCAAUGGCUUGACCGGCCAGCAUGAGGACACACCGGACAGACACCCAGAUGGUGCUGAAAUCCUGGAUGCAACCGUCCAAUCUCUGAAGGAGGGUCAGGUGGUGGCUUUGCCAACUGACACAAUAUAUGGCUUGGCUUGUCUGGCGCAAAACUCUGAUGCCAUCAAACGGGUGUAUGAAAUCAAAGGACGAAAUGGUCAAAAACCGCUGGCUAUUUGCGUUGGGGAAAUACAGGACAUAUACAAGUACUGUAAGGUGUCAGUCAAAGAGGAGCUUCUGGAGGAGCUUCUACCUGGUCCUGUCACUCUGGUUCUGCAGAGGUCUACGGUGUUAAACACAGACCUGAAUCCCUUCACUCCGCUGGUAGGUGUGCGCAUCCCUAACCAUCCCUUCAUGAGGCGUCUGUGCCAGCUGUGUGCAGAGCCCCUGGCUCUUACCAGCGCCAACAUCAGCACACACUCCAGCACUGUGGCUGUGCACGAGUUCCAGGACCUGUGGCCUCGUUUAGCUGUGGUAGUUGAUGGGGGACCAAUAGGAGACCAUAGUCGGUUAGGGUCAACAGUGAUUGACCUAUCAGUGUUUGGAAAAUACCGUAUCAUCAGACCUGGCUGUGCUUUUUCUGCCACUGUGGAUUUGCUGGAGCGUAAAUAUGGACUGCUGGAGGACACAGAAAAUCAAUGAGGAUUUGUUCCUACUCACUGGCUGAAAUGCACAAGCAGCUAUAUACCUCUGUGAUUUUGACAAUACAUCAAAUGAUGGAAUGUGGGUUUCUUCUUUUCCCUGUGCAUUCACAUGGGCGUAGUUUGCGGUUCCUCUCCUCAACUACAUUGUACAGUGGCAUGUAAUAUAAAAUAACAGCUUCUAUUGAUAUUUGCUUAUGUUAACAAUAAAUUCCUGAAAUACUUUUUAAAUUAACUUUUUUUCCAUUAAAAACUGAUUUGAGUA